GGGCGAUGAGAACCAGGUGGGUGGGUGGACGUCAUUACCAUGACUUUGGAAAUCUUAAAAUUGUCGCGUCGGGUUGGCCUUCAGCAUGCUGCACAUAUUUGCUCCCGCCCUUGAUUGUUCGCUUCUGAGUGAUCACUGACUUUCUUUGAUGUGUCUCUUCAAUCCCGAGUCUGCCCCUCUACAUUCCACAUGUCUUGACUUUCUCUGCAAAGCUCUUCAGGCCUUGCACCGCGGCUCAAUCAUUCGAGGUAUGUGGCGAAUGUGCGUAAUUGGGUCGUGCCUAGAUCAUUUAAUAUGCUGUCAAUGUGUCGUGCGCCCACGCUACACGAGGUGCGACGAAACCCAAAAAAAACCUCGACAAGUGCUGCGUGGAACGAGACAUUUGCAAGCAGACUUGCGGCAUGACGUCCCAGGCGUGCCACGACAUCUUCCAGAAGUGUUCCCAGAAGAUCUGCAAGGAGGACCAGAACUGCAAGCUUCAGGCCAUGAUGGCCGACAUGAUGUCCCCUGCGGAUGACGAGGAGCCGGGAAGCACGACGAAGUACGACCCCAAGGAGCAGGAGUGCAAGAAUUACAACAAGGGUCAGGCGGAGGCGUGCACGUGCGUGCAGGAGGACCAGUUCAGGUCCGCCACAGAGGACAAGCUCAAGAGCUUCUACAAGAAGUACAACCCGGAGAAGUUGGACACGUCCGGGAACAUCAAGGACAGCGAGGAUGUCUGGAAGAAGUGGGAGAAGAAGGAGCCAGACCUCAUCAUGGCUCUGACCAACAAGUACAAGGCGAAGGCCGUAGCCCGUCGGGCGAAGCCCAAGCGGGGGGAGUACAAGCCGCCGCCGCCGCCCAAGCCGCAGGCGGAAGCUGAGGCUGAGCCGCCGCCGCCGCCCACGGCGGUCCUGGACUCCGACGACCAGGCGUUCGAGGCCAAGCUGAAGGGCCUCGAGGCGAAGAAGAAGACCGCCGCUGCGGACGAGGAGUAUGACCUUGCCGACGAGGCGAAGGACCAGAUCGCCGAGCUGAAGAGCCAAGAGGCGAAGAGAUUAAAGGCCCUCAAGGCGAAGGCCAUCGCCGAGGAGGACUACCCCGAGGCCAAGAGGGUGAAGCACAGGCUCGCCAAGCUGGAGGA
Molecule: messenger RNA, 1123 nt
Organism: Prorocentrum cordatum
Lineage: Eukaryota; Dinophyceae; Prorocentrales; Prorocentraceae
Source: the annotation of a GenBank genome assembly